Molecule: messenger RNA, 2395 nt
Organism: Vigna unguiculata (cowpea)
Lineage: Eukaryota; Viridiplantae; Streptophyta; Magnoliopsida; Fabales; Fabaceae
Product: pentatricopeptide repeat-containing protein At2g13420, mitochondrial-like
Molecular function (GO): protein binding
Source: RefSeq, a predicted model, not a curated record
CCAAAAGCCAAGCACGAAACUGAAGCAAACUAGACGAAACCAUCACUCCCCGCCAACCAAAAGAAUAACGUAAGAGAACUAAAGAAAGCAGAAGCAGAGUUAAUGUUACAAUACGCAAUGGCGUUACUAAAACUCCGUCAGAGUUCCUUCCUUUCUCCGCCCUUCCUCCGCCGCUUCUGUUCCGUUCCACCGCCACCAAGUGAAUCAAACGACGCCGAACUGCUGUCGAAUCUCCUCCUGCAGCACCACAACCCCUUCCACGCCGCGGAAUCGAGCCUCCAGCUCCACGGCGUCACCCUCACCCCCGACCUCCUCUUCCAAACCCUCCUCCGCCUCAAGCACCACUCCAAGAUAGCCCUCUCCCUCUUCCACUACGCCAAAACCCUCCCCAAUCCCCCUCUCACCCACGCCUCCUACACGCUCCUCAUCGAUUCCGUCGCCAAGGUUCGCCAAUUCGACGUUGCAUGGCAACUCAUCGUCGAAAUGGCUCAGCGCGACCUCCACCCAACCCCCGCCACCUUCCUAACCCUAAUUCGUCGCCUCAUAGCGGCCGGCCUCACGCGCCAGGCGGUACGCGCCUUCCACGACAUCGACGCCUUUGCCAAAACGACUCCCGACGACUUCUGCUUCCUGCUCGACACGCUCUGCAAGUACGGCUACGUCAGACUUGCCGUUGAGGUUUUCAACAGAAACAGAACCACUUUCCCUCCCAGCGUGAAAAUGUACACUGUUUUGAUCUACGGGUGGUGCAAGCUGGGGAAGGUUAAAAUGGCGCAAACGUUUCUGAACGAAAUGAUUGAGCGAGGGAUUGAGCCUAAUGUUGUUACUUAUAACGUUUUGUUGAAUGGGGUUUGUAGGAAGGUGAGUUUGCACCCGGAGGAGAGGUUUGAGAGGACCAUAAGGAAUGCAGAGGAGGUGUUUGAUCAAAUGCGUAAGAACAGGAUUGAGCCGGAUGUGACCAGCUUUUCGAUUUUGCUUCACGUUUAUAGCCGCGCUCAUAAGCCGGACCUGGUGCUUGAUAAGUUGAGGUUGAUGAAGGAGAAAGGGAUUUUUCCCAAUGUGGUGAUGUAUACGUCGGUUAUCAAGUGUCUUGCUUCGUGUGGGAGGCUUGAGGAUGCAGAGAGGUUGCUAGAGGAGAUGGUGAAGGAUGGAGUGAGUCCAUGUGCCGCAACGUAUAAUUGCUUCUUUAAGGAGUAUAGAGGGAGGAAGGAUGCUGAGAGUGCUUUGAGGAUGUUUAAGAGGAUGAAAGAGGAUGGGUUCUGUGCGCCAAGCUCGCACACCUAUGUGAUUUUGAUUAGGAUGUUUUUGAGGUUGGACAAGAUCAGAGUUGUGAAGGAAAUAUGGGAUGAUAUGAAGAUCAUUGGAGCAGGGCCGGAUUUGGAUUUGUACACGGUUUUGAUACAUGGGUUGUGUGAGAGGCAGAACUGGAGGGAGGCUUGCCAUUAUUUUGUUGAGAUGAUAGAGAAUGGGUUUCUUCCUCUGAAAGGUACCUUUGAGACCCUUUACAGGGGCCUAAUUCAGGCUGAUAUGUUGAGGACUUGGAGGAGAUUGAAGAAGAAGCUUGAUGAAGAAUCGAUAGCUUUUGGUUCAGAGUUUCAGAAUUAUCAAUUGAAACCUUAUAGGAGAUAAGUCAUCACACACAGGGAUCCCAAUUCCAAGCACUUGGGGACUACAGUAUGGGAUGCAUCACUUGUGUUUGCUAAGUUUCUUCUAUAUAGGUCACAAGAAUUUGCCACUUAUUCAUAGCUAUGAUGUCAUUCAAGCACUUUCUAAAAGUAUUCGUAGAUCAGACAUAUGGAUGACCUUGUAAUUGCUUACAUUGUUAGGUUCAAUCACAAGCAUGGAAAAAAAUAUUGGCCAAACAUUAUCCAAUUCUUCCAGAACAUUGUUCUGCCACAAGAAGCUACCACUGUUCAGAAGUGCUACCUUGUGCUUGCCAGCAAGUCAAGGAAAUGUUUUCCAAGAUAGAUCCUUACUUUGACAAGUUGUCAGAUGCCACGGUCACUUGAAGCUUGGGAUGAGCUUAACCUUGUUGGAGCAUCACUGGCCAAUGGAAAAACAUGAAUCAGCUCUGGUAAACUGCAUAGCAGCGACAAAACUUGCAACUCAAAUUAAUUAUACUGUAUUAUUUGGUCUAGUAUGUAUUUUCAACUUCGCUGUUAUUGUCCUCUUAAAAUAUGCAGCACUAUUGGCUAUAACCCUAUUAGUAACUAUUGGUUUGAGCUUUUAGAAAUAAGCACAUGUUAUAGGAUGUUAUUUUUCUUUUGAUUAUUGUUUGAUGGUUAGAGAUCGGAUAGCACCUUUUUGUUACAUUUGACAUAAUUGGACAGAUAUUGAUGUACCUUGUUUAAUGUGCUUGUAUAUUAGAAAUAAUAAACGUUAUAAUUAAGAAUGA